CCCUCUUCUCCUCAAUACUCCGACGUGUCAGUCCUCUUGUGUCCAGAGCUGAGCGGCACACACACCGGUUCAAUCUGCAGACAUGGCACCCAAAGGCAGCAGCAAGCAGCAGUCAGAGGAAGACCUUCUCCUCCAGGACUUCAGCAGAAACCUUUCGGCCAAGUCCACCGCGCUGUUUUACGGAAACGCACUCAUCGUUUCUGCCAUCCCCAUCUGGCUGUUUUGGAGGAUUUGGCACAUGGACCUGGUCCAGUCAGCAGUGUUGUACGGUGUGAUGACUCUGGUCAGCACCUACCUGGUGGCGUUUGCCUACAAGAACGUCAAGUUUGUUCUCAAACACAAAGUUGCCCAGAAACGUGAGGAUGCUGUUUCCAAAGAAGUAACCAGGAAGUUGUCUGAGGCAGACAACCGCAAGAUGUCCCGCAAGGAGAAAGAUGAGAGGAUCCUGUGGAAGAAGAAUGAGGUCGCCGACUACGAGGCCACCACCUUCUCCAUCUUCUACAACAACACUCUGUUCCUGGUGCUCGUCAUCGUCGCCUCCUUCUUCUUGCUGAAGAACUUCAACCCCACCGUCAACUACAUUCUGUCCAUCAGUGCGUCCUCAGGACUCAUCGCUCUGCUGUCCACAGGAUCCAAGUGAAAAUGGGAAUAAAAGCUGAAAGGAUGGAGGGUGGGCUUGGGUAGGAGGGGAGGCAGAGGGUUAAAGAUGGGUAUACACUAUAUUGUGUUUCACUUAAGUUAGGAUGGGGUUUAAGGGAUCGACAUACCACAUUUCAACUUCAUGAAAUUCAUGAUCAAAUGUCUGGAGGGUGUUUCUCCAGGUCUGUCUUCUGUUUUUUGUAACAAAUAAAGCAACCAGGUAUACUUG
Centropristis striata (black sea bass) is the source of this 868-nucleotide messenger RNA. RefSeq names its product signal sequence receptor, gamma (gene ssr3). Gene Ontology annotation, cellular component: membrane; endoplasmic reticulum. Gene Ontology annotation, biological process: SRP-dependent cotranslational protein targeting to membrane. The coding region runs from base 83 to 640 and encodes 185 amino acids. NCBI's taxonomy places the organism in Eukaryota, Metazoa, Chordata, Actinopteri, Perciformes, Serranidae. The transcript is spliced from 5 exons. The record is from RefSeq and is a predicted model, not a curated record.